Molecule: messenger RNA, 1846 nt
Organism: Ilyonectria robusta
Lineage: Eukaryota; Fungi; Ascomycota; Sordariomycetes; Hypocreales; Nectriaceae
Product: major facilitator superfamily domain-containing protein
Exons: 5
Coding region: 186-1544 (452 amino acids)
Biological process (GO): transmembrane transport
Cellular component (GO): membrane
Molecular function (GO): transmembrane transporter activity
Source: RefSeq, a predicted model, not a curated record
CUCGGGUGCUCUUGUGAUCAUCUACCUACAAUCUUAACUGAAGCGUUAACAGCGACAGUCCGCGAGAUGAUCGUCUCCCUCAUCGGUCCACCGGGCCGAGUCACCGAUUGGGAUGAUAUAUUGUUGACAACGAGCAGAACCACGUUUUCCGCUCCCUGCUUAUCUCUGGCAAUCCACAAACUGCCAUGGCGACUGUAACGACUACCCAGAAUGGCACGCACAUCUCUCAACUGGAGGCUAUUCACCUCCGUCCAUUGAGCUCAGGCAAGGGUCUCGGCGAGUCGACUGUCCACGACCAGCCCGCCGUGGAAAAUGCCCUCGCCGAUGUGCCACCGCUGAAUGCCCAAACCCAGCUGGAGAGAUGGAAUUACCCAAAGGGCAAUGCUUCAAAGCUUGGGUUUGCAUUUUUGACCUUUGUUGUUGCUGGAAUGAACGAUGCUGCUGUUGGCGCUCUGAUCCCAUACCUCGAAAAAUACUACGACCUGAGUUACACCGUCGUUUCUCUCAUCUUCCUCACCCCCUUCGCGGGCUACUCUAUCGCCGCAUUCACCAAUGCCCGCAUCCACGUCAGAUUCGGCCAACGCGGAGUUGCCAUUAUGGGCCCGAUAUGCCACAUCAUCACCUUUGCCGCCCUGGCCGCUCACCCGCCAUACCCUGUCCUAGUCAUCUGCAACAUGAUCAGCGGCUUUGGUAACGGACUGUGCGACGCGUGCUUCUGUGCCUGGGUUGGCAACAUGGACAAGGCCAACACCAUCCAGGGGUUCAUGCACUCUUGUUAUUCAAUCGGUGCUUUGAUUGCUCCCCUUAUUGCUACUUCACUGGUGGUGACGUAUGAUUUACCUUGGUACACGUACUACUACAUCAUGGUCGGCAUUGCAGUUGUCGAGUUUAUCGGCACUAGUAUUAAUUUUUGGCACAAGACUGGCGCCGUCUACAAUGCCGAACACGCACAUGAGUCUUCGGGAGCUGGUACGAGAGAAGCCCUCAAGUCAAAAGUCACCUGGCUGGCUUCGCUUUUCUUCUUCGCGUACAUGGGCGUCGAGGUUGGUCUGGGGGGAUGGAUUGUUACUUUUAUGCUUAAAGUGCGAAACGCGUCCGCGUAUGCAUCAGGAGCGUCCGUCUCUGGCUUCUGGGCAGGCCAGGCUCUGGGGCGCGCUGUGCUCGGGUUUGUCACCGAACGGUAUGGCGAGCGGGUGUGCAUCACGAUAUAUCUCGGCCUCUGCAUCGGCCUCCAGCUUCUGUUCUGGCUUGUCCCCAAGUUUAUCGUGUCCGCCGUUGCCGUUGCGUUCCUGGGCUUCUUCUUGGGCCCCAUGUUCCCCGGAGCGGUCAUGGUGACGGCCAAGUUGCUCCCCAAGCAUAUCCAUGUGAGUGCCAUUGGGUUCGCGAUGGCCAUGGGAGGUACCGGCGGCACGGUAUUUCCCUUUGCAAUUGGUGCGAUUGCCGCAAGUAAGGGUGUUGCGGUGCUGCAGCCUAUUGUCUUGGCCUUGAUUGUUGUACUUGGAUUGGUAUGGUUGAGUUUUCCCCGGAUUCAAAAGAAGGACUAGGCGGUAUUUUUAUCAGGAGUGGGCUGCAUCAUCUUGUUUGUUCUUGUGUCGUACACCUGGGGUGUUGCGCAAGCCGCAUUGCGGGUGACACAUUUGUUGGUAGCACCAAGUGGAUCAAGGGACGCCGGCCCUUGACAUACAGAUAAGAGCUCUCACUGGCUGGUGUCGGCUUGGGAGGAGUGAAUUUAUUUCGUGUAACUGGUUGUUGUUGUGCUGGGGUACAAAACUUGGAGCGAUGGCCGUCAAUUCUGUCCGGGAUGUACGAGGGCCAGUUCUGAGCCGCUUGGGCAAAUGCGACGGGC